This is a messenger RNA of Mya arenaria, 5734 nucleotides long. Its product is annotated as F-box/SPRY domain-containing protein 1-like. The transcript is spliced from 3 exons. Gene Ontology annotation, biological process: proteasome-mediated ubiquitin-dependent protein catabolic process; synapse assembly involved in innervation. The record is from RefSeq and is a predicted model, not a curated record. Gene Ontology annotation, cellular component: SCF ubiquitin ligase complex; synapse. NCBI's taxonomy places the organism in Eukaryota, Metazoa, Mollusca, Bivalvia, Myida, Myidae. Gene Ontology annotation, molecular function: protein binding. Bases 13 to 774 code for a protein of 253 amino acids.
GAAAUUCCCAAAAUGGCUGCCGAAAACCUUCCUGGCACGGUUUUGGAGAAUUUAUUCUCAUAUUUAGACAUAAACGACCUACGAAAUUGUUCUCUUGUGUGCAAAUCAUGGUACAAAUAUCUUAACGACGAAGAUAACGACGUGUGGCGUUUACAUUGUGUGAGAAAACUUGCAGAAGAAGCUUUAAAGUCAGAUAUUUUGUCGAACUGUCCCACUUACAAAGCAAAACUACGUGCUUUUUAUCAUGCAUGGAACCCAAACGACUGUUCAAGAAACAUUUAUAUCAAACCAAACGGCUUCACACUUCAUAGAAACCCUGUAGCCCAGAGUACAGACGGCUGCCGGGGAAAAUUAGGCUUCAAGCAAGGUCGUCAUUGUUGGGAAGUGGUGUGGGAGGGGCCGCUCGGAACAAUUGCUGUAAUCGGACUCACCACAAAAAAUGCAAACUUACAGUGCCAUGGCUAUUCAGAACUACUUGGAACAGAUGAUCAGUCAUGGGGAUGGAAUUUAGUUGAUAAUCAUUUGCUUCAUAAUGGAGAUUCGCAAGGGAAUUUCCCAUUGUUAAAUAAUGCACCAAAAUACCAGGUGGGAGAAAGAAUCCGUGUGAUAUUGGACUGUGAUGACAACACGCUAGCAUUUGAAAAGAAUUAUGAAUUUUUAGGGGUGGCGUUUCGUGGAUUACCGAAUGACACUCAAUUAUACCCAUCAGUUUCGGCAGUGUAUGGAAAUACAGAAGUGACUAUGGUGUAUUUAGGUCAACCUUUAGAUGGAUGAUAAAAGCUUUUUCAUUGUUUUAACUCCAGUGUGUAUUAUAGGUUGAAGUUAAGAAUAUAGCAGUAUAUGUGUCGAAUUGUUUGAAUUCACUGUUUGAUGGGAAAAGCAAUCUUAGUGUUUGAAGUUAGCAAAAAAGUAUGGUUUUUGUUUGUCUUAAAAGAGUGAUACUGGUGGAAUGUUCAAGAAAAUGGUUUCGAUGUAACUGUGAAAGUGUAUUGGAUUGCAUAGUUUCCGGCCUAGAAAUUGCCAUUAAUAUACUGUAUAACCAUACACUAAACAGAUUUUGUAGAAAAUGCAAACAAAAUCAUUUUUCUAUUUUGUGUGAGUCACAGUCACUGUUAUUAUAUUAUCGUUUCAUCUGACAUCUCAUCUGUACCUGUUGUACCUUACAGGAACUAUUAACUGUAACAUGAGCUAAGUUGUGUAAGAGAAUUUUACAAUGUUGUUCAAUAUUCUGUCUACUGUAAGACUCGAGCAGAAUAGAAAACAUAGGGCACAAUAGCUAGAGUUUACGGGCUGACAGCUGAAGUUGUUUCCAAAGGGCUCAAUACCUAGGACCCCGGGCCAAUAAAGCUUAAGUCAUUGUCAAAGAGCCCAAUAGCUAGGAAUCCUUGGCCAACAGAGCCCAAGCCAUUACCAAGUGGCAAAAUAGCUUUCAACUAGCAAAUAAAGCUCAAGUUAAGGCUACAUGCAUCGCACAGGGCCAGUCAAGGCUGAAAUUGCGUCCCACUGGGCCAGAAUACUGAAAAGAGGGAUAAGAAGCCUCCAAAAAACUGAUGUCAAUCAGCAGCAAAGAGAAAAGAAAGCGGAAUUAACAUAGUACAUACAUGGAGAAGAUCUUCAUGAUGUUCUGGGUGCAAUAUCUGAUUUAGUUAAAGUGUACCAUUGUCUUCACCACUGGUCAUUGCUGUCCAGGGAGAUGUCUACCAUUCCAAAUAAAACAGCUUUACUUUACAUUUGCAUUCAGAGAUAUAGAAAGCUGUGUAUUAGUUGAUAUGUACCUGUUACUGCAUAAUACGAGUCAAAGAUAGACUUCUAGAGUUACUAAUAGAUUCAAAAGUUCUGAUAUAAAAUGGAAACUCAUUUUACCCUAUAUGUAUUGUAAAUAGGGUUGGUUUUUUAAGAGAGAGACCCCUGUAUUUUGAAUAAUUCAUACUUACAAGUAUUGUUAUUGGCAGAAGUAUUGGAAAGAGGUAGUUAAUUAUAUUUAAAUAAAGUGUUUCUUCCCAAUCUCUGACCCAUACUCUACAUACCUAUGAGGAUUGCUGCUUUGAAAGAGACGGCAUAUUGAGCUCUCUUCAAGCAAUCAUUUGAUUAUGUGCACAUCUUUUGAUAAAUAUAAAUGUAUCUGUAUGUCACUGGAAGAGAAUCAUGUAUCAUUCAUGUUUUAUACCUUCUCAUAGUCGGAAUCUGUCUGUUUACUACUGUAAUCGUGUUAAGACUUUAGUGUUAGAGUGCAGUUAAGUCAUACGUUGAGAUUAAACACAGUGGAUACACGCAUACUUUACUUCGCUAGGAUCAUUUUAAUAGCCUUUAGGCAAGUUGCCACCAAGAUAUACACAAUGAAUGUAUGGGUAAAUACUUCUGUUACUGGUAAUAAUUCAUUACGAAUUACGCUAUGUAUAAAUUGUCUGUUUUAAAUCUUGUUAAAGCGACUUUACAGUAUUUCUAGCAUAUAAAGAAUAAUAUAUAUCAAUGUUACUGUUUAAUUUAUUACAUACAGUUCCGUAAACCUUUUGAUAUGGAAACUGAAUAUACCAAGUAUUAGAUAGUUGAAGAUGUUUUCAUUAUAAAUGAUAAGAACUGAAUUAGGAUGAAGGCAGUGUUCAAUUUUUCCUACUGAUUUGGCCCCGUUCUUAUCCAAAUGAGUUUACUUUUAUCAGAAAAAUUGGCCUUAAAGUUCACAAUCCUACACCCUUUUUGUUAAUCUCUUCACAAUAAGUACAGACAUGAUUAUAAGUAUCUUCCAUGGCCGAGAGUGUUAGAUAGGUUCAUCCCAACCCGAGCGUAGGGUGUUUUGCGGAAACGAGGUUUACAAAGUUUACGCAAAACACCCUGCGCAGGAGUUGGGAUGAACCUAUCUUACACGAGUGGCUAUGGUAGAUGCUUUGUCUCCCACUUCAGUUAAACAAAAUUAAGUAAAAAUGUAUUUUUUGCUUGAACUGUUUUGUGCAUAGUGAGAAAAAAUGCGUAUGAAUAUGUGAUAAUUUGUUGUUGUCAUGGAUAUGCGCGCAGUGAUUAUGUUAAUAGUCAAAUCGGUCUUUAAAUAGUUCUGAGAAGAGUGAAGCAUUAUCUUUUAAAAGGUGCCUGAAAACUUUUUUUAUGGUGACAUUUGAAGCGAGAAAUAAUUAAUAAGCAUUCUAAAUAUUGCCAUAAGACAAGGUUUCUAUGAUGCUACAGACGAAAGUAUUCAACAAGGGAGGUAACUACAAUGGGAUGACCAUUAAAAAGGAGUUCCAUACCAUGGGCAAGAUUAUAAGUAUCUUCCAUGGCCGAGAGUGUAAGAUAGGUUCAUUCCGACCGGAGCGUAGGGUGUUUAGCGGAAACGAGGUUUACCGAGUUUCCGCAAAACACCCUGCGCGAGGGUCGGGAUGAAACUAUCUUACACGAGCGGCUAUGGUAGAUGCUUUUUCUACCACCUCAGUUAAACAAAAUUAAUUAAAAAUGUUUUUUUUUUGAGUGAACUCCUUUGUGCUUAGUGAAAAUAAUUGCGUAUGGAUGUGCGAUAGCACGUGGUUGUCAUGGAUACGCGCGCAGUGAUCCAGUUUAUGUUAAUAGUCAAAUCGGUCUUUUUAAAUAGUUCUAAGAAAAAUGAAGCAUUAUUUCUUGAAUGGUGCGUGAAAACUGUUUUAUGGUGACAUUUGAAGCGAGAAAUAAUUAAUUAGCGUUUUAAAUAUUACCAUAAGACAAGAUUUUCUUGAUGCUACUGAUGACAGUCUUCAACAAUGGAGGUUAUUAUAAUGUGGUGACCGUUAAAAAGGAGUUCCAUACGGGCAUUUUAUCUUCGCCCGUGGGCAAGAUAAGAAUAUAGAUCUAGCAUGGUUAAAUUAUUGGAUCUACUUAUCUGAGGUGGGAGAAAAGAAUUUCUAGCAUGGUUUAACUUUUGGAUCUACUUAUCUGUGGUGGGAGAAAUGUUUAUAUGCAAUCUGUGACCACCUCCAAGGCACUGGGUAAAUUUAAAAUUAAAGGCACUUGUCGCUAUAAGCACAAUUCGAACAGCCCUGAUGCCAUUAAAACACACAGGAAGGCUGCAUUCUUUAUACAUUGUUAAAGAUUGAUGCCUUACAAUGAAUCUUUUUUUCACUUAGAUCUAAAGUUUUGAAAUGCUGUAUGACAAAUUUAAUAAGUGCUUGUAAUUUAUUAUUAUAAAAAGCAUGUUUUAAGAACUUUUUGUAUGACUGUAAGGUUUUACUGUUAUUAUGGGUGUCACGCGCUAGACAACCAAUGCUUUUGGUGAUACAAUGUAAAAAUAUGCUUUUAAAAAUGGCUGAAAUGUUUGAAAUCAAAUCUCACAUAUGGCAAAUUCAGUUUGGGGUUAAAUGAAAAGUUUUGAGAUAAAUUCUCGAAAGUCUGUUUUGAUAGAGAAUGUUCCAUUCUAAAUCCAGCCUUCAUUUGGAAUAGUAAUUAUGAAAAUUAAAACAAAAAAUCAAAACCAUAUGUCUUAAACCUUUCAAAAUAUCUUGGUUUAUAGGGUAUAUUACAACACAUCUUUUUUAGCCAUGACCAUAACUGGAAAAUUCAAGAUAUUUAAAUUAAAAUUGUGUACAUGUAGCACAGACAACAGGCAUAUGUACAACAAGGCCCAUGACUCUGGCAUUUAUAAAUGUUGAGUCUUUCCUGGUUUCACUAUAGAAAACAACAGCUGCUGCUCUGCUCUCAUGAAAAGUAAUUUUCUAAGACAUUUCAUGGAUAAAAGCUAUUAAAAUCAACAUUUUUGCUUAAAAAACAGACUUUCAAAAUGAAAAUCAAAAAAAAUCUUAAUGUAAUCAAAGUGAGACCUCAAAGAACAUAUUAACCAGAUAUUACAUUGAAAACUAUUGAAUAUGAAAGGAGAAAAUCUGGAAAGUGUUGGUUGUUCAUCAUGUGAGGCCCACACUAGGUGUUUCCCUGUUGUGGUAGAUGACUUACAAAACCAGAGCUGUCCUUACUCCAUUACCUGUACAGUGUGUUUGCACUUGUGAAUUAUAUUGACGAGAUAUUGACAAUAUAUUUACACACAUACUUAUCAUCGCACUACAAAAGAUAUGGUUCUUACAGAUGUCCACUUCUUCAAUUUGAAGUCUUUAUUUUCCAGCAUAAUAUUUAUGAAAAGUGAAAAAUUGUCUUUUCUGUAAUUGCACAAAAGUGUUAACAUUCUUCAAAAGAAAUGUCAGAAUGAAAAAAAUCGAAAUCAGUGGGGUGAGCUGAAAAGUGUUAUUAAUUGCAUAAGCUGCAAUUGCAAGUAAAAGAUUGCUCUAGAAAUCAGUCUCAGAAGAGGUGUUUCUCAGAAGAGGUGUUUCUCACACAAAGCCAGAAAAAUUCUGUGAAAAUAAAAAAGCAUUUAUUUCUUUAAAUGUCAUUUUAUCACUUAAGAAAGAAAGGGAUAUGAAAAAAAUAACCAAAAUAUUGUCAUAUUAUAACUUUUUAUUCAAAUUUAUAAUAUAAUUUUUUUCAUAUAUAUUGUGCAGAAGAACUUCAAUAUGUACAUUUCUGAAAGAAAAUCAUAAUUUAUUAUGAUAACAUACUAUUUAUAAUAACAUACUAUUUUCUAUUGAGACCUCUGUGAGAGCCAUUUCUGGGUGUAGAACGGUACAAUGAUAAUAUACUAUUUUCUAUUGAGACCUCUGUGAGAGCCAUGUCUGGGUGUAGAACGGUACAACAUUAUUAUUACUAGCACCCGAUUUCUAAUGGAUUGUGUUGAUCAUGGGUCAUUGUAUUGUUUAUUUUGAACAAAGUGCUAAAUAUAUGAUUUUAAUAUGCC